This is a messenger RNA of Oryza brachyantha (malo sina), 1350 nucleotides long. RefSeq lists its product as uncharacterized. The transcript has 4 exons. Bases 1 to 798 code for a protein of 265 amino acids. The record is from RefSeq and is a predicted model, not a curated record. NCBI's taxonomy places the organism in Eukaryota, Viridiplantae, Streptophyta, Magnoliopsida, Poales, Poaceae.
AUGGACCUAGCGGCUACACUUGUGGCCGUGGACGCGGACAAGGGGCAGGAGGCCUUGAUCACCGCCCCACAUACCAAGUGUGCUUCAAAAGAGGACACACUGCCACUGAAUGCUGGCAUCGAUUCGAAGAAGAUUAUGUGCCAGAUCCAAAGCUCUGCCCAAUUCUCCAUCUCCGCCGCCGCCGCCGCCGCCUCCCAAUUCAAUCCGCGUCUUCCUCAUCCCGCCCGUCGGCGUCAAUGGCGUCCAGCCCGGACCACGCCUUCGGAGCCACGCGGUGGAUUUCCAGGCUCGUUGCGGAGGACUUCUCCAGGGGGUGCAGGGAGGACCGGACCGGAGGACCGGUUCUGUGUGGAGUGCCUCGCCGCCUUCUGCGGCCACUGCUGCGGCGGCCACCUCCACCUCGGUCACGAGGUCGUCCGCGUCGGGGAGGACAGAGAGGGCCACACCGCCGUCGCUGUGGUGGACCUGCAAAAGCUCCUGGCGUCUCCUGCCGCCGUGGACCGCCUCGUCGACAUCGCUUCCGCCGCCGCCAGCGCCAGGGCAUCCCGUCGCUCCGGCUCGAGGAAGGACUCGUUCUGCAUGGACUGCGCUGCGGCUUUCUCCUCCGCACUCUGCGACCACCACGAUGGCCACGAGACCGUCCGCAUCGUCCUCCACGAGGGUCGGUACUGCGUGCGCUGCACGGACUCAGAGCCGUGGUUCGAGGAGUUCGACGGCGUCAUGACGUACCAGGACGAGUCCAGCGCCGUGCUGGUGCCUCUGCAUCCGCCAAGGUAUUCAACACUCAGGUUCGGCUGAGAUGCUCCGGGCGAGGCGAUCCUCCAGGGGACAAGCUACUGGCCUUGGAAGCCAGCUUUCACGAGAUAACACCCGUAAGGCAAUCGACUUCUGAACUCCGAUCUGUUCGGUGACAUCUCCUCAGUCAACUCUGAAUUUCUGAUGCAGUUGUUUCCUCUACUGCUGUCGCUACGACUUCUGAUGCUUCGUUUCCUCUGUAGCGAGAAUUCCUCUGCUGCUGUCGCUGUGAUUUCUGAUGCUCACGUUUCUUCUGUCUACGUUUGCUCACGUUGCUGUCGCUGCGAUUUCUGAUGCUUACGUUUGCUCACGUUUCCUGUCUGUUGCUGUUCUGAAUCUGUUGUUCUGAACCUGUUCGUUUCGGUUGUUUGCUAUGGAUUCUGGCUUGCAUUGCUUGUAGCUGUAUGCUGCGAAUUUAGAAUUUGAUGAGAUUCAGAGAAACAUCGUAGGAAAUAUACGUGAUUCCAGUUAGAUUUUACUGAUAGGAUUCAAAGAAACGUUGUACGAAAUAUACGUGAUAACAGUUAGAAGAUUUUACUGAAUUCGUAUGCUGAA